Messenger RNA from Pistacia vera, 1236 nucleotides. Its product is annotated as 2-hydroxyisoflavanone dehydratase-like. The record is from RefSeq and is a predicted model, not a curated record. The transcript has a single exon. Gene Ontology annotation, molecular function: hydrolase activity. NCBI's taxonomy places the organism in Eukaryota, Viridiplantae, Streptophyta, Magnoliopsida, Sapindales, Anacardiaceae. The coding region runs from base 74 to 1051 and encodes 325 amino acids.
CAUAACUCACAUAUUUCUCUUCUCACAAUCCUUCACAUAACACGUUAUUUUCCAUCUCCUUAGAAUUUUACUUAUGGGUUCUGCGGCGAAGGAGGUUGCUUCAGAGUUGCUCCCUUUUCUCAGGGUUUACAAAGAUGGCUCGGUUGAGCGGCUGUGUGGCUCUCCUGCCGUUCCGUCAUCGCCUGAAGACCAAGAAACUGGAGUCUCAUCCAAAGACAUCACCGUUUCUGAGAACCCCCAUAUCUCAGCUAGAGUUUACCUUCCAAAAUUAAGCCAACCUGACCAAAAACUCCCAGUUUUGGUCUACACUCAUGGCGGUGGCUUCUGCUUUGAAUCCGCCUUCUCUUUAAUGGAAACUAAAUUCAUGAACAGCUUGGUUUCUGAAGCGAAAAUUGUUGCGAUUUCAGUAGAGUACAGACUAGCUCCUGAAGUUUCUAUUCCUGUUGUUUAUGAAGAUUGCUGGAUUGCGCUGCAAUGGGUUGCGUCACACUCGGCUGAUGAUAAUGGCGGCAACAAAGAGCCGUGGCUAGGAACUUAUGGAGAUUUUGAACGAGUUUUUAUAGGCGGAGAUAGUGCAGGAGCCAACAUUACGCAUAAUAUACUCAUCCGUGCUGGCGAGGAAAGCCUGCCUGGCGGUGUAAAGAUUGAAGGAGCUUUUCUUACUCACCCAUACUUUUGGGGUUCGAAGCCAAUUGGGUCGGAGAUUGGAGGUCCAGAACGUGAGAAGCUUGCGCCUUUUGCAGUUUGGAACUAUUUAUAUCCAACUGCAACUGGUGGCAUUGAUAAUCCGAUGAUAAAUAUUGUUGCCCAAGGAGCGCCAAGCUUAGCUCAACUCGGGUGUUCCCGGUUGCUGGUGAGUGUUGCUGAACUCGAUGUGCUGAGGGAUAGAGGUGUUCUAUACUAUAACGCAGUGACGGAAAGUGGGUGGAAAGGAGAGGUAGAGCUUGUUGAAGUGGAGGGUGAGGACCAUGCCUUUCAUAUCUUGAAAUACGAGACUCAAAAUGCAAUGAAAUUGAUCAAACGCUUGGCUUCGUUUCUUCUCAAGUUCUAGAAUAUAUCAUGUCGAUCCCAAAAAUAAAACAAAAUAAGAGAGGUUUGGGAUUCAUGAAAUACCACCUUCAUCUUUCUUUUCAUUCAUAAUAUUUUACUGCUGGUGAAUUGUGAUAAGCAGAAGUAUUCAUAAGUCUUCUGAUAUGUAUUACGGGUGUAAUAGACUUCCUUUGACGGUUGCUUAAA